Messenger RNA from Aureobasidium subglaciale EXF-2481, 1092 nucleotides. RefSeq lists its product as uncharacterized. Bases 127 to 1092 code for a protein of 321 amino acids. Lineage: Eukaryota; Fungi; Ascomycota; Dothideomycetes; Dothideales; Saccotheciaceae. Gene Ontology annotation, biological process: 5-phosphoribose 1-diphosphate biosynthetic process; purine nucleotide biosynthetic process; ribonucleoside monophosphate biosynthetic process. The record is from RefSeq and is a predicted model, not a curated record. Gene Ontology annotation, cellular component: ribose phosphate diphosphokinase complex; cytoplasm. The transcript is spliced from 4 exons. Gene Ontology annotation, molecular function: magnesium ion binding; ribose phosphate diphosphokinase activity.
AAGAGCGGCUCCCAUAGAAAACCCUGCCCUAACUCCGCAAUGUCCUAAGGUAUGCUGUGCUUGUAGAGUUGCUUCCCUUUCGAGCUUCUCGAUCACCCCAAGAAUAUCAAACACUGCAACGGCCCCAUGGCUACCAAUUCGAUCAAGCUCCUGACUGGCAGCAGCCACCCUCAGCUGGCUGAGCUGGUCGCUAGCCGUCUGGGAAUCGAGCUGGCCAAGAUCAUGGUUCUCCAGUACUCCAACAACGAAUCCAGCAUCAGCAUCGGCGAGUCUGUCCGCGACGAGGAUGUCUUCGUGCUGCAGUCGACUGCCCCUGGCGACAUCAACGACGGCGUCAUGGAGCUGCUCAUCAUGAUCAACGCCUGCAAGACGGCCUCUGCCCGCCGCAUCACCGCCGUCCUGCCCAACUUCCCCUACGCCCGUCAAGACAAGAAGGACAAAUCCCGUGCUCCCAUCACCGCCCGUUUGAUGGCUAACAUGCUUCAAACCGCCGGCUGCAACCACGUCAUCACAAUGGACCUCCACGCCUCGCAGAUCCAGGGCUUCUUCAACGUCCCCGUCGACAACCUCUACGCCGAGCCCAGCACCCUCCGCUGGAUCCGCGACAACCUGAAGGUCCAAGACUGUGUCAUUGUCUCUCCUGAUGCCGGAGGUGCCAAGAGAGCUACUUCCAUUGCUGAUGGUCUCGACCUUGGCUUUGCUCUCAUUCACAAGGAGCGCGCUCGCCCCAACGAGGUUUCCCGCAUGGUCCUGGUCGGUGACGUCCGCGGCAAGAUCGCCAUCAUCGUAGACGACAUGGCCGACACUUGCGGCACCCUCUGCAAGGCCGCCGAGGUUGUCAUCGAGCACGGUGCUAGCAGUGCCAUUGCCAUUGUCACUCACGGCAUUCUGUCAGGCAAUGCCAUCGAGCAGCUCAACAAGUCAAAACUGACAAAGCUUGUCGUCACCAACACUGUGCCCCACGAGGAGAAGAAGGCUCUCUGCGACCGUAUCGAGACCAUUGACAUCUCACCCACUCUCGCAGAAGCCUGCCGUCGUACCCACAACGGCGAGUCUGUCUCCUUCCUCUUCAAGCAUGCUCCUGUCGAUUAG